AUGCCAGCCAUCCUGGAGCAACAAACGAAGUUUGGUGACUCCACCCACCUUUCGACCUUCCAGUUCCAUCUCGUGUCCAGCUUUCAUCACAGACUAUUCGUCACUGAUCCAAACACCUUGCUUCUCCGUCCGACCCGUGAACGGCGGAAUGGUGUGCUCACAAUCCUUCGUUCUGACUUUCCCGGGUUCGAUUCGGCCGUCGCGGUCCCACGUCUGUCCGUCGCGGGCAGGUAUCUCGUUGUUCGUGUGUCGGUCGCCGGUACGCCUUUGUACAUACACAAUGUAUACGCUCCGGUGGACCCCCAGGAGAAACAACAGUUUUUCUCUAGCCUCGCGACUGAGCAGUUUGAGGAUACCGCGACCCAUUUCGUCCUGGGUGAUCUCAACACUCCCUUGGAUCCUCGGCUCGAUUCUUCUAGUCCCGACUUGAGAUACGACCCCGGCCGCUCGAGUUGUCUUGAAUGGCUUGCCAAGUUGGGUGUCGUUGACGCUUGGCGAAUUCACCACGGUACCGCGCGUGUGUUCACUGGUCCUCUUCCCCGUAAAAAUCGUCUGGAUUACAUCUUGGUGUCCGCGGAUUUCUGCGAUCGUUUCUACGGCGAUUCCAAGUACUUUCUCCCCAGACAUGCGGGUGAUCACCUUGCCCAUAGUGUCGGUCUUCGCUCUGGCGCUCAGCUUCAUGGUCGAGGGUACUGGAAGUUUCCUUCCUAUCUUUUGGAGUACCCCUUGGUGGUUUCUGCUAUCGAGACAGAGGCGGAACUGGUCCGGGCGGCGCUUCGCUCGACUUCAAACCCCGGCAAGGUCUGGGAAAAAUGGAAGCGAUGCAUCAAGUCACAACUGCAGGCGGUCCAGCAGAAGCUCCGUCUUCAAGACACUCAAGCGGUGGAAGAGGCGCGCAUCCAACUCAAUCGCGCCGCUUCUCGCUAUCGUGACGGUUCCUGUGCCACGAACCGCCACCAAUUUGAUGCAGCCCUCCUGUACUAUCGGGAGACUGUGACUCGUACGAGCCAGUACAACCAAGACGCGGUCUUUGAUUUCCACGCUGCCAACACCGAAAAAUCGACCAGGCACUUCUUCCGUCCCCUGGACACAAGCCUGCGCCGGGUUUCCAUUGAGGAGGUCAUGUUGCCAGACGGAUCGCUGUCGACAAAUCCCAAUGCUGUGUCGCUCCGCUUUUUGGAGCACUGGGGGUCCGAGAUGGGCGACACGGCUAGUUCUUCUGGACCAGAGCCUCCACCUGAUCCGCGUUUGCAACGCCAGCUUCUUGACUCCAUCAGUCGGUCUGUCUCCUCCCUGGACCGGGCUAUAUUGGAUGCUCCCGUGACCUCUGCGGACUUGGCGAGUGCAAUUCGUCACAUGCGUGCUACCUCAGCGCCGGGCAUGGAUGGGCUGACAGCCGGUUUCUACCAAGUCGCGCCGGACGUCUUCGGUGAGUGCCUUAGCGUCGUUUUCAAUGACCGCCUCCGUCAUGGGCACCUCCUUCCGUCUCAGCGGAAAUCUGCUGUGGUGCUGCUUCACAAGAAAGGGUCGCGCGCCGUUCCUGGCAACUAUCGCCCUAUUUCUCUUGUACAGGUUGAUGUGAAGGUCCUAUCGAAGGCACUGACGUUUCGUCUCCACCAUGUAAUUUCGGACCUGAUCCAUCAGGACCAGAAAGGAUUCGUCAAAGGCAGGUCGAUACACCAUCAUAUCCGCUUUCUCUCUGACCUUCAAGACCUGGUUACGGGUCGGGAUGAAGAAGCGUAUGCGAUGUUUCUGGAUUUCGAGAAAGCCUUUGACCGGGUCAACUGGGAUUACAUGUUUCGCGUGCUUGACCGCAUGGGUUUUGGUGACCGGUUUGCACAGUGGAUCCGACUACUGUACACAGACACACAGGCUCAUCUGCUGAUUAAUCAGAACAUCCAGCCCGCGCUUUUCCCUACUCGUGGUGUCAAGCAGGGCGAUCCGUUGUCUGCUCUGCUCUUCAUCUUGACCAUUGAGCCUCUUGGCAAUCUUCUUCGUUCCCACGAAGAGUAUGGUGUGUGCCUGUCGGCCGACCACACCGCUACCGGCACGUUCUUUGCGGAUGACUCCACUCUCUUGAGCAAUUCUAUCGCGCAUUUGAGCGCCCAGCUUGACCUGGUCCGCCUCUACUGUCGUGGAUCCGGUGCCAAGUUAAACUUGUCCAAGUCAGUGCUUUUCGCGCUCAAUCGAAACCACGAUUGCCCUUUGCUUCGGGGUACACGCGUGCUCGGGCGGACAGAUACCGUGAAGUAUCUUGGCAUUCCGUUUGGACAGUCUUCUGUCGUCGAUGGCCUCGUGCUUCACCUGGAGCAGCGCUUCUACGACGGAUUUAAACUUUGGUACCGACGCGCGCGGACACUUCGUGGUCGGCUCCUAGUCGCCCAGACGAUGAUACUCUCCCGACUGUGGCAUUACACACAGCAUGUGUCCAUUCCACGGUCGACUGUGCGCCGCUGGCAGUCGAUGGUAAAUCGCUUUGUCCUGAGCCGCCAGCAUGACCGGACUUCUUCACAUGUCCAACUGAUUCCAAGUGCGUUUCUCUAUCAGCGCUGUUGCAAUGGCGGCUUAGGGAUCCCGUACCUCGAUGCCCAUCUACACCGCCAACGACUUCAGCUUCUUCUUCAAUUCCUGCCCGGCUUUUGUACCCCAGCUGUUCGGGGCUGGACGUCGGCCAGCUCUGAAUUGCUGCAGCUGAUGAUUCCGCCUGCAGGUCAGAGUACUGCCUUAGACUUUCUCACCAUGUCUCCUUAUCGGCAUGGUACCAUGAUUCGCUGGAACCUAUCUCCCGCUUGGUGGAAGGCGACGUGGAAAUUGUGGUUUUCUAUCAAAUGGGCGGAGACGUGGCAUGACCUCCCUCCUGUCGACCGCGCUCUGUAUGGUGUCCGAGAGCCGAUCUGGUACCACGCGGAUUCGGUUCUUCACUAUGAACGGUCUUCACGGACUGCAUCCGUAUCUGCGCAGCGCCGCUGCCUCGGUAUGGCGAUUGAGCCGCACCGCAGUUUUCGGCUGCACCUAUCUCGUGUCUUUGGCAUUCGAUCAUUAUCGGAUUUCUGCCGUUCUGGUGGCGCUUGGCCUUCGCAACGGGCCUUUGUCGAGAGCCACCUGGACUUUACUUUGCAGUCCGUCGUGCCAUGGCGUCAAGUCCUCAUGUUGCGCGUGCUGUACACCGAGGCCACGCAAAUCGUCGAGCGGCUUGGUGCGGGUGGACUUGUCUUCGAGCGUCCGACCGGUGGGCGCCGUCUUCUUCCACAUUUGGGGUGUGCCAGCGGGGAUAAGUUGUGCCUCCUUCCGGCCGUCCCUAAGUCGGCGCUUCUCGGACUUGUCUGGACGCCACCUGCUCCGACGCAAGCUCACCCGCUUCUGCUUCACUCAGCGCUCCCCAGCACCGACACGAUCUCUUCCUUCGUGACAACCUCGAGGUACCUGCGGCGCCUCUUGCUUCCCGUGUAUGGGGACCUCCAGUUCCGUCUGGCGUUCCGUCUUCUGCCGGUUCGUUCGCGGUUCUGGUUUCUCGCGCCGUCUGAUCCUGGUAUUCGCCUUUGCGUUCGGGCCGAUUGUGGUGCAAUCGAGACGGAGCGUCACUUAUUUUUCAAUUGCGUCCUCGCCGCUCACCUUUGGGGUCAGCUACACCGGCUUCUGGCCCACUUCUUCUUUCAGCGGGCGACUUGGAUGGACGUUGUCUUGGCUCGACGACGACGGUUACGCGCGCCAUGGGUUUCCGAUGCGGGGGUCAUCAAUGACGUCUGGCACACAUUGCGUGCCGUCACGCUCCACUUCGUGUGGUCCGAUCGCAAUCGUUGCCUCUUUGAUGGUCGACGCCCGACGCCUGGGAAUUCCGCGAUACAGGUGAUUUACGCUUGUGCGGCUGCCCACCUCCGCCACAAUCUGCGCCACCGGUAUGAUGCGAGCCGCCGGUCCGCUCUGCUUCGAAUCAUCCGUGUCAUGUCGAGCGACCCUGCCUUCAACUGUUUCAUGACCAGAAACCCGGACUCCCUGACGGUCCGUCUUUUAUGA
Hyaloperonospora brassicae is the source of this 4014-nucleotide messenger RNA. NCBI's taxonomy places the organism in Eukaryota, Oomycota, Peronosporomycetes, Peronosporales, Peronosporaceae. The record is from the annotation of a GenBank genome assembly.